UAUUUUUUCUAUUUGCAGUUUGGUCUUCCAUCAUGCGCGAACACCCGAGUUCAACACUCGUUACCACCCGCAAACCCUUGCCAACACCACCAGAUUCCUCCAUCAUAAUCCUAACACAUCAGAAGACGGCCAAUACAGCAGCCCCCUCAUUUGCCAACGCUGCAGCCGCCGCCUCCUCCACUACAACCAACAGCCAAAAUCCACUCUUCGACAGCGAUGCUGAUCACAAGCACAAAUUUGCCUGGGACAUGGACUUCGCCUACGGUUAUCCCGUCACUCAAACAACAGUCAAUCAGAAGCCUCACGCCGAGACUUUUCUCAGCGGUCCGCUUGUCUUCCGCGUUCGCCCUGAUGGCACUCCAGUCGAGGAAGAUCAGCACAAGCCUCUGCCACGCGAUGAAGAUUUGGAGGCUUAUCAAUUGAGUAGCGCUGCGGCUGGUAGGGGGGGUGCCGCUGCCUCCACAGCAGCGCCAGCCGUCAGUGGCCAGCCUAAGCAUCGCAAAAUUGCUAUGAUCAGUGAUCUUAAGCAGCAGCACUUGGCUUCGAUGGCGUUGCAUCGUGAUUUGCAGCCACCUUACCAACAGCAACUGCGCAUCCGUCGGCAGCAGCAGCAGCAACAGCAAAACGUGGCCGUAGCUGGGCGUGCGUUCCCAUUUGGCGGUUACUACUACGCUCAGGGCCAAGCGUAAAAAUCUAUCAGUAAACGUAAACUUCAGAUAGAAUAGAACUGAAGUGAGAAUAUUUCUAAACACACAAAAA
Molecule: messenger RNA, 759 nt
Organism: Rhagoletis zephyria (snowberry fruit fly)
Lineage: Eukaryota; Metazoa; Arthropoda; Insecta; Diptera; Tephritidae
Product: rhythmically expressed gene 5 protein-like
Source: RefSeq, a predicted model, not a curated record